Molecule: messenger RNA, 1034 nt
Organism: Canariomyces notabilis
Lineage: Eukaryota; Fungi; Ascomycota; Sordariomycetes; Sordariales; Chaetomiaceae
Exons: 2
Coding region: 258-818 (186 amino acids)
Source: RefSeq, a predicted model, not a curated record
UAAGUCCCAUUCUCUCUUCCUCUGGGCUUUUAAGCGAGGUUGUGCAACAUCAGCAAGAUGCCUUCAUAACCCUAACCCGGAAUGCGAGCCCUUUUGCAUUUUCAUCUGACGUCGGGCAGCAAUGACUCAUCAGGUGGAUUUGUAGCCUUGAGCCAAGAGCUCCCUAGGCUUGCACAACGGUUUCACGGAUAUUUAAGUCGGCGAUUUCCACUCGAAAUAUUUUCAGAUCUCCAACACAAGUUGAUUGUUGCUACAACAUGUAUUUCAUCAAGUCGACGGACAGUUUUCGGAGUUGCGCUGCGAAAGCCGGUCUCAAGAACGAAGAUCUAACCCUGAAAACCGAAGGUCUACUGGCCGUACCAUUGGAGACGCAACGAGAACUACUACGACCCGAGAUUGCAGAGGUUGUCAAGGCAUACAACACCGAGGAAGACAAACGAAGGCGCAUUGAACAACAUGCGAAAUCCCGAGGGAAGACUCUCCGCUUUCGGCGACAAUUGGGAAUUAUCUAUUUGGAAGGGGCCCUACCCCCACGUGGCCGUGUUUAUGUGGUCAUAGUUGUCCCACCACCCCCCCAAGCGCUAAGUGAUGGGGCAACAGCUGCGAGCAGUGCUCUGUCUGGGGGAGCGCAAGAGACCGGUGAUCAUCGGUUUUAUGAGGUCGUGAUCCAGAAGUCGGCUGGUGAGGAUCGGGCGGUCACGCUGCAGAUUGGUGACGUCCUUCAACUUGACGAAGAUGAGAGUAUGAAAGCGGCAGGUGGUGGCAUUGCGUUAAUUGUACUGAACUAUGAUGUGAUUCAAGAAAACCAUGACCACUGAGACGUGGGCUGCAGUGCAGUCAUACUCAGAAGCUCAUGAAAUUCAAUCCAUCAGGCUACAAGUUCUGCAAAAAGGGCACGUCUCCGUCAGGCGGGUAGCCUAUGCUGCCCACUGACAGGCACUGCAUGAAGUCUGAUCUUCCCUCUCGCUCGGACGCGGCCCAGUCGGCUUGGAAGGAGCCUGUGCUGCCGUCUGGAUCGUCACUGAUCGCUGACG